UAUUUUUUUUAGAUAUCUUGAAAUAAAUGCUAUAUUUCUAAAGAAGGCUUUAAAACGUAAUUACUGACAAACUUUAUGUUACGUAAACACAUGAGAAUUUGCUGUUUUUACUACUUUUUUACGAUGAAAAUCGAAAAGCGUUUGUUACGCUUUUACUCCAGGUGAACUGUCUCGAUUAUAAAUAUCUAUAUUUCGAAGCCAUUAUUCACUACCUCAGCUGUAGCGCUAUUGGUUACGACGACGGGAAAACGUCUUUAUUGCCGCGGCGGUCCGGGGUUCGAUUCCUGACGCGGUCAUCUUUUUUUCUUGAUUUGGAAUUUUUAAAUUAUUUUAGAAACAAAAAUUCAUAUUCUAAUGUUCAUAAUAUGACUAAAACUUCAAUUUGAAAGAAAUUUUUUUUUAUAGCCAAAUCUGCAGACAUGCUGCUUUAAUAAUAUAAAUCCGUGUAUAUCAAAUAAUACAUUAUGUGCACGCCAAUGACGUUUCAUCCAAUUCAUAACUAAAACUUUACUCAUUUUUAUCGUAUAUUAUCAUUGUUUAUUAUUGUAUUACCGUUCCGUAAUGCUUCUAUAUUGUUAUCCACUAUGGCUUUUUUUCCAUCGCACGAAUCGAUCGCAGUACUACAGCUAUAUAUCUGUAAUCGAUACUUUAUGACCUUGAGUUAAUUAUUUCGCUCUCGUCUUCAAAAAAAUCAGUUGCUUUAUUUUUUAUUUACUUUAAACUUAUGAAAAGGCCGGUGUCCUAGUUCAGGUUUAUCUAAUGUUCGACACAUUUAAAUACUAGUGGGAAAGUUAUACAUGUAUAUACAAUUACUAUAUGCAUCAAGGACGUUUAAUUAAUUUAUUCGUGAUAGCGGAUUAGUUCAAGUUCUACAAUGCCUCUGUGUUAUAUAUUUACGAAUCUUAAAGAUUCUGAGAUAUCAGAAGAUCUGGAGGAAAGACUAGAAGAAUGUAUUGCUAAAAUAUUGAAUAAACCUAAAGAGGGACGUAAUUUCCACCGAAAACAACACAAUAUCACCAUAGAAUUAACAGAUUUACCAGCACACAUGGCAUUAAAUGGAGCUGCUCUCAAAUAAUGCUCGCCAGUUUAUGAUGUAUGCUGUUUACUGGAUGCAUUGUGAUACAGAACCUCUAUUAGAGACUUUAGACAUUUAAUUUUGACUUUUGUUAUAUCGCCAAAAUAAAUCUUCCAAAACGAUGUCAUUAGGAAGACAGUUGCAGCCAGCUUCCUCUGCCUUACACUUUCAAAUUGCAGAAAGAUUUGAAUUAUGCAAUUGUGGUGUUAAGUACGGUUUCUCAGAGAUGUAAUUAGUUCAGACAUUCAUCAUUUUCAAUUCUUGUUAUUUAAGUUUGAGACGGUCACAUGAUACGUCGUAGAAACAUGUUUUGAUAUAUUUGAACACCACGAACAGUUUGCAUGCCCGAAAUAAAUUUCACGAGGAUAUGCCCGACUGAAUUAUUCUAACCGGCAAAUAUUCGAGCGUUUAAAUAUAUUAAAACAUGGAUUUACUGUAUUUUUUAGAAUCAAAUAUCUCUUUUAUUUGAUCAUGUGGUUGAAAUAAGGAAGCACUAUUUUAUUGCGUAUGCAUGGCGCUAGCUAUAGUAGGCUAAUGUGACGUCAACGUAUUCAGUGUAUUAAUACUGUUAAAAAAACACUGGAGGUUAACAAGUCCCGUGGAAUAAUUAAGAAAUAUGUUAGACAUCAAAGGAGUUCUUUGGCAAACCUAAUAAUCCAUUACCAACUUUUAGUAACAUCGAUCUAUCGGAAAAUCGAUAAAUUUGCCUAUAUAAACAAAGAAGGAAAAAAUUACUUAAACUUCAAUAGAAAAAGUUCUAUUUGGAAAUCAAAAAUUCGAUACCCCACAAAUUAAAGUUUAAUUUAUUCCGGAUAUUAUGAAUAUUUUUUUUUUUAAAUAUUUUAAUAUUUGGUUGGUCCUUUUUGACUUUAAAUAGACCCACCUCAGUUCAUAUAGACUCUGUAGGAAACGGGUAAAAAAACUGACUUUUUCAAAUAUAACAGAUAAAAUGAGAUAUUUUCCGCAAAUAAUCAAAAAAUCGAUACCCCUAAAAAUGUAGAAAAAUUAUUCAGUUUUCGUUAUGUGUAAUUUGUUUUAAAUUUAAUAAUGGUUUGUUUGGUCCUUUUUGCAUUUUAGUGUGUACAGUGAACAUUUCUUCAAAAUUCCGGCUUUUUCCGCCGUUAUCCGUAAGUAUUCGGAAGCUGUUACGGAAAAUAUUGUCGUCUGCUAGCCUGACUUUGUCGGUACAAAUUGUUAUAGCUCAAAGCCUAUGAAUUGUAGGCAACUUCACAUUGACAAAAAAAGAACUGAGAUUGUAAUUCGACAAAUUAAAACAAAUUUAUUGUUGAACUCAGAAACGCCGAAACCUAGAUCCAAGUUUCCAAGUUAGUUUAUUCAACAAAUUCUCAGUUUGUAUGUCGUUUAAAAUAACGCUAUGGAGGAUUUAGUGUUCAGUUCGCAUUAAAUAUACAAAUGCUUUUAAUUUUCAUCGCAAAAAAAUACUUAAAAGAACUAAUUUUCGUGUGUUUCCGUAAAAUAUAGUCUGUCAGUAAUUGAGUUUCAAAGCAUCCUUGAGGAAUAUUGCGAUGAUUAAUUUCCAGAUACCUAUAUUAUUUUUUGCCGAACGAUCUGGAGACUUUUUUAUUGCCGCGGCGGUCCGGGUCCGAUACCCGACGCGGUCAUCUUUUUUUCUUCAUAUGGGAUUUUGUAAUAAUUUUGAAGCAAAAAAAAAUCAUUUUCUACUAUUCAUAAUAUGACCAAACUUUAAUUUGAAAGAUAGCCUUGAUGAACUGAUAAUUCUGCUUCUUUCCGAACCUCCUUUGUAUAUAUUUAUAAUUUACUAGCUUUGUAUCGGGAAAUAUGCACGAGUUCUCAGCGGAAGGAGCGCAAUAUGCUUCCGCUGAAGAACGAGUGCAUAUUUCCUGAUGCAAAGAUAAUAACCUUUUUAUUACAUACACAUCUACACGUAUAAAUAUAAUGCAAAUAUCAUACAUUUGUUCAAUAGCCUGAAUAGAAUUGACAAUACUGGACUUAAUAGAAAAAAAAUAGUGCAAGAACAAACACUGAAUUACGUCACGCACCCGAUAUGAAAUUCAGGCGUCAGUGUAUGGAAAAAUAUUGACGUUUCCGGUACCAGUGUAACUUAACAGGGAAUAGAAACGAGUAUGUAAUAAUAUUCUGUAUUCUUAAAUUAAUGCAUAUUUUUUGGUACAUUCUCUAAUCAUUCGUUUAAAAAAUUGCGUUAUCUAUAAUUAUUUGUUUUAGUCCCAAGAUUGCACACAAUCACAUAAAGCAUAAAAUAAUUUAAUUGUAACAAAUACUUUAAAAUUACCCUUUGACUUUUAUUGUGCAUUACAAUAUUGCCUAGGGUUAAACAAUAUCCGGUCAGUGUUUUUUCAAACCGGGUCAUAAAAAAUAAGUGUUACCCCACUUACUACAAGUGAUAGGUAUUUUUAUGGUUUUAUGGUUUUUGCUUUGUAAUAUUAUAUAUAUUUCACUUUCUUCUGUCCUUAUAUAGUCUUUUCCCUUUCAGGAAUUUUUUUUAUGAUUUUUUACCUUAUUUCAUGAAUCGUAUGAAUGUAGGAAAAAUCAGUACAAAUUUAGAAUUCACAUCAUGAAUAGAGUUGUUCCGUAAAUAUUUACUGAGUAAAGAUCCUGGCCCAAAUUUCACGAAAAAACUUCAGUUAUUACUUAGUUAAGUCUGCUUUUCUAAAAUUGAGAUUUUGCUGAAGUUAUUGUUAUUUAAUGUUUUCCUGUAACAAUAUAUUUAUAGUUAAAGUAUACUAUGGUAUUAGUAUUUGUCAGCAGCACUUAUUCAAGUUAUGCAAAUAUGAUAUUUCUAUUUAAGGUAUUGGACCCGUAAUAGAGUAUCUCCUUUUUGAAGAGUAUUCAAUUCCUACCAUAAAACUUCUUUGACUGCAAUUUUCAGGGGGGCGUAGGUUCAAACCCCACUGGGACCAAAUUUUUUUCUCCAUGUUUUCCUUUUUUUCUAGUAAGUUUUUACUUCUUUCAAGACUAAUUAUGGGUGAAUUGUACAAAAGUGGAAAAUUUUCAUUUUAUAAGCAAUUUUUUGCUGUUCAAUGUGAAUUUACCUCUGAAUCAGGAGGGGUAGAGUUAGACAUUUUUAAAAAUACUGAGUUACGUGCGGUAAAAGUUCUCUAUUUUGCCCUUAUUCUUUAGAUUACAUAUUGUGGAAGAAAUGCAAGGAGGUUUUACUAUUGCCCCAAGGUUAUUUUUGAAUGAAUUGAGCAAAAUUCAAAACAGACCCGCCGGAUUCGACUUUAAUUUUUCAAUGUUGGAGUUAGAAUUCUGUCUCAUUAAAUCUGUUUACUUGAGGCACCCUAGACAAAAAUGAUUUUUAAAGUUUUAUUUUGUGUUUUAUAAUUGUUUAACAAUAGUUUGAUGUUUCUUUUAUCAAAAUUAGUGUUGUAAUGAACUCUCUGCAAACGUUUUAGAUAGUGGCCAUCACAUUGAAUUUUGUCUCUUCCUGAGCGUGAGGAAAUACCAUGAACUGUACAAAAUUUACAAAAAACGGCACGGUAAAAGUUGUUUAAAAUCUGCAACACAGUGUGAAACAUGGUCAACUUUAAGAAUAUACCAAGCAAAUGCCAUUUUUAAAACAUUACUAUUAGGGGUCCAAUACCUUAAGCACGAUAUAAGAAACUUAAUCCUUACCAUGCUAAAUUAUAAUAAUGAACUUGUCUAUCUUUCAAUUUGGAGAGUACUAUUAAUUAUGAAACGGGGUGCAUAUACCAAAAAGUUACUGGCUGAAUGACAGACAGUGAAUAUCAUGAUCAGUCUGCACGGAUGUGCAGGCUGAUCAUAAUCUACACUGAUCGCAAAGGAAGAACCAAUCGUGUCCAGCAUGGUAAUGGUUAAGUAUUUUCUUUUAAAAGUAUAAGUCUUAUUUCUAUACUUCUUUUUCUUUAAAGCGACUGGCCUCCAGAUCGUUCGACAACAAAAAUAUACUUUUUAGACAUCUUGAAAAAAAAAAGCUAUAUUUCUUAUGAAGGCUUCAAUACUUAAUUACUGACAUACUUUAUGUUACGGAAAUACAUGAGAAUUUGCUGUUUUUACUACCUUUUACGAUGAAAAUCGAAAAGCGUUAGUGAUUAAGAAUUUUGAAAAUAUUUUAGAAACAAAAGCUCAUAUUCUAAUGUUCAUAAUAUGUGAAAGAAAGCGCGUAUAGAGGAAGCAUAUACGCUUUCUAAAUAUUUUAGAUAACAUAUUCAUAUUUUUGAAUAUUUAUUUUAUUUACAACAGUUUCGUGUGCGUAAAUAUUUCUUUUCUGUACAUAGAUAUAUGUUAGCAUGAUGUUUCAUGUAUUAAAAAGAAAGUAAAUUUAAGUUUAACGGUUUCUAAAUAUUUUAGGUAACAUAUUCAUAUUCUUAAAUAUUACUUUUAUUUGACAGUUAAUAAAGUAUUAUAUAAAUUUUCGACUUGUUCCGAUUUCACUUUAAUAUUAUUAAAACUUGAUUCAAGUAUAUCGUUUAGCAAACCGCCCGCCUGUAAUUGCAUCAGUUAAUGACCAAAGCUGUUAAUUAUCGAUUCCCCCUUCCCGACCCCACCACCCACCCCGUGUUACUACAACAACAACAACAGUUAGUACGGAAAUCAACGAAUCCGUCAGGUAGCGCUGAUAUUGGAUUAUUGGUUUUAUUGAUUUCUAUGAUAGGUAGACCUGUCCCGCUUUAUCGGUUCAGAGAUGUUACUAAAAGUUGGUAAUGCGAUUCAUAUUCUGAUCAUCAUUUGCUCAAAUUUCUUUAAACUCAAAUUAAUUUAACAAAGGUCAAGUCAAGUCAAAAACCUUUUAUUUCACUCAUUUCAUGAAUACAUGAAUAAAUGAGGUGAGAUUUUUAACAAUAAUUAUAUAUUAUUGGAGGCUCAUAAGAAAAUAAUAGUACAGUUCAAUUCUAACAAAAUAUGAUGAGUUUUCACAAAAACGCCUUUCAUAUCUAAAUGUCAUAUGUCAGUAUUACAAUAUAAUAAGUAAAUAAAUAAAUGAUGCUCCCAUUCGGGCAUCGGAGAGUCACAAAAUGUACGGAGAUGAAAAUACAAAAUAUCAUUUAUCUAAUUAGCUGUGACAAUAUAAUUUUAACAAAUUUGCACAGUUCUAAAAACUCAUUUUUUAUUUCCAGUAUUAAUAAGUUGUUCCAAUAAUUUUUUUUUCGUUCACUUGAAAACAGGUUACACUCGAAAUGAUAAUGAAACUCGUCUCCUAACUUACUUUCACAGUUGUUGCAUGUUCUUUGGUUUAAUGGUAAUCUUGUUCAAUUUCCUGUUUCUACAGGUAACCUAUGGUUUCUCAUGCGAAAUUUUAUGAUAGAAUACAAUAGCGACCUUUGGGUAUUGGAUAGAUAUUUUUCUUGACCGUGAAUGAAUUGUCAAUAUUUGGUGUUUUCCAAAUUGUCUCUGUUUCAGAAAACCACACAUUAAAGCGAAAAGAUUAUUAAUCAUAAGCUAGGUAAAUUAUGUGAUAGUUUUAUUGUUCUGUUUUUCGCGUUAAUGAAGUGUUUAACCAUUUACCACCCCGCAUAUUGACAGCUGAAUGCAAAACUUUCGAAACUCCUUCAUUAUCUAAUUAAAAUGACUUUCGACCGUUUACGCUCAAACUUAGAAGAUAUUGAGUACAAUUCUGUCGAAUUAAAAGUAGACUGUGACUGCCACAAUAAUUUCUAUCACUUUGUUUAUUAUACUGCAAUGUUAAAAGUAUUAAUAAAUAAAUAAAGUAAAAAUAAAGUAAAUAAAAAUACCCCUUUUAACAAUCAAUUUUGAUAUAUCUUGUACACUGGAAAUGUUUCCUGGAAUGCUAUUUUUAACAUCUGUACAAAUGCUACUGUAUCUUAAUAUUGUACACAUAAUUAUUAUGAUGUUGUUUCACUGCUGAAUAGUCUCAAAUAAUUAUUAUAGAAUGGCUGUAUACAUGUAUAUUUGUUUAUAAUGUAUAUGAAUGAGACUGGAAUAAAUAAAUAUUAUACUAG
Messenger RNA from Mercenaria mercenaria, 6996 nucleotides. RefSeq lists its product as uncharacterized. Bases 875 to 1075 code for a protein of 66 amino acids. The record is from RefSeq and is a predicted model, not a curated record. The transcript has 3 exons. NCBI's taxonomy places the organism in Eukaryota, Metazoa, Mollusca, Bivalvia, Venerida, Veneridae.